GAAGAGAGAAAGUAGUCGGACGCAGCGAAGGAAGAGAGGUAGAGAGACGAACACCCAUAUCUCCGGCACACACACACAUAUAUAUAUAUAUACACAACCGCACUCACUCACCUAUCCCGCGAGGUGUGUGCUCCUUCUUCACCUCUUCAUGUAUUUUCGCUGUUCUCAUCCCGCCGUACAUCCUUCCUCAUACACAUCCGUUGUCUAUUACUAUUAUUACUAUUACUAUUAUUAUUCUUGGUUUACGACUUCCAUUCAUAGAGGUACCUGCUUACCCUUGUGUCGUACGUACGCACUGUUGCCGAGCUGUGAUUUCACUCGAAGGUGAUUUCUUCUCUUCUUCUCCUCUCCCUCCGCUUUUGUUUUUCUCUUUCCCGGAGCGUCACGGUAGGAGUGGAGACAUACAUAUAUACGUCAGGGUGUGCGCUUUACACGCACCGUUCAACAAGAAAAAGAACAAAGUAGAAGGAAGAAGGUGAGCGCGUGUCAGCAACGUAGAGGAAAAAGGAGAAGCAGAACACAUGAGCAGCAGGGAGGAGGACGGCGACGUUCGCCACCCAUGUAGCGCCGCCACCGCCACCGCUGCAGCCGCGAGAAGCACCAACAGCAGCAGCGGCAGCAGCGGCACCGGCAGUCACGACAGAUCCCGCCGCUCGGCCACGGCGUUCAAGUCGGCCAGCGCUGGUACUGCGUCGUCUCACACGGCGCAGCAGCGUAACAACCCUUCCAUGACGGCCACGGGUGGAGGGUCAUUCCAGACGGGUGCGUCGGCGCCAGGGAAUGAGGCGUACACCUCCGUGCACCCUGCACCGGCGAUGACGGCGGAGAGGAGCCGCAAAGGGCGGGGCACGCCGUCAGCCCCGCUGCACCAGUCAUUUGAAAAAAGCCUCAAUGUCCCCCCUCGAUGCGGCUGCGUCUGCGGCUGCAGCCUCGCCCGACGUGCGCGACACCGUCGAGUACCGCGCCGCGUGGGAUUUAGAGCUAUGGAAGGCUGUGCAGGUGGAUCGCUUCCGCAAGCAACUGGAGAGGCAGAAGAAUGCCGCACUCGUCCGUCUGGAGUCGGCGAUCCGGCAACGGGAAAAGGCGGCGAAGGUGGAGCUGGCGCGGCGGGCACAGACCGUCACGGCCCGCGAGGCGGCAGUGGAAGCCGCUGAGGCGCACCUUGCGGCGCAGCAGAGCAGGCUGGCCGAGAUGGAGAAAGAUCUCCGACGCACGCGGCAACAGCUGAUGGAUGCGCAGCAGCGCGUCGAGGACGAAGUACGGGCGCAGGUGCGGCUUGCCAACGACACCAUCGCACACCGCGCACGUCUGCUGGAGGAACGCGUAAACGCGGCUGAGUCGCAGGCGAAGCGCGCUGAGGAGCGCCAGCGACGAGCCCAACAAGACUAUUUGACUCUCUACGAAGCUUUCAGUCGAGCACGGUCCCAACAACUCACCUCUGCCACAACGAACGCCAACGAUCUCCUCGGUGUGUCGCCCUGCACCGGUGCCGGUGCCUCGACGGCGAUGCAGCUGGGGCAGCUGCGCGCGCACUGGGACGCGGAGCAUCAGCGGCAGCUCGACCGCGAGGAGCAGCGGCAUACGGCGGAGGUGGCGGCCAUGAAGGGGUGCUGCAGGGAGCUGGCGGAACAGAACCAUCGACUCACGGCGGCGCUCGCAAGACGACGAGAACAGCUUCGACGGGUGCAAAGCACUGCAUGUGCUGCAGCCUCAGCUGCUGCGGCGGCAACAAAACCGUCGGCGUCGCUUGCACCUGCGAUGCACACCACCACCGGCGAGACGCCUGAGCCCAUUACACGGGAGCUGCAUCGGCUUGCAAUGGAACGUAUUUCGCUGGUUGACGGCAGCAGCGGCGCGGUGCGUGAGACCGACGCUGUCAUUGUGCGCAUGGACUCCCGCAUGCGUGAUUUGCGCCAACAGCUGGUUGCUGCCGGAAGUGAUAAUACUCGCGGCGACGGAACAGAAUAG
Molecule: messenger RNA, 1968 nt
Organism: Leptomonas pyrrhocoris
Lineage: Eukaryota; Euglenozoa; Kinetoplastea; Trypanosomatida; Trypanosomatidae
Exons: 1
Coding region: 892-1968 (358 amino acids)
Biological process (GO): centrosome cycle; interkinetic nuclear migration; positive regulation of centriole elongation
Cellular component (GO): centriole; centrosome
Source: RefSeq, a predicted model, not a curated record